ACGCUAAUCUUGUCAAUGAGGUUAGCUAGGCAAGCAAACAUGUCAAAAUGACCCCGUCCUAAUUAACCACAGUAUUUCCCUAAUUCGUACAACUAGCUAGCAACCUAGUUAAGUGUGUUCUUUUUCCGUUGGCGUUGUUUUAAAUUCACAUUUUAAUAGCAUUGGAGAUUUUGAACCACCACAACAGUUAAUCGCUAACGUUAGCUAGCAAGUCGGCUAGCCUGGAACUUCUGUAACUGCAAGCACGCCUGAUGUCUGCCGAGGCUUCUGCAGGGAGUGUGGCAGCUGCCUCCGUCCCCACCACCCAGUCCUCUGGCCGGGGCAGUGAGGAGAAGGGGGUUGGAGGGGGUCUGGCGGGGAGUAAAUAUGUGAAGCUGAAUGUUGGGGGCUCCCUGCAUUACACCACGGUACAGACCCUGAGUAAAGAGGACGGUCUACUAAGGAGCAUGUGCAAUGGAGGAGCAGAGGUCACCAUAGAUUCGGAGGGCUGGGUAGUGUUGGACAGGUGUGGUCGCCAUUUUGGCUUGGUGCUGAACUUUAUGCGGGACGGCUCGGUACCGCUUCCGGAGUCGCACCGAGAGCUGGAGGAAGUUCUGAAGGAAGCUCAGUACUACAGGGUGCAGGGACUAGUCCAGCACUGCACCUCUGCCAUGCAGAAACAAAGGGACGUCUAUGAGGGUGUAUGCCGCAUUCCCAUGAUUACCUCAGCCAAAGAAGAACAGAGAAUGAUAACCACCUGCAGGAAGCCUGUAGUAAAACUACAGAACAACAGAGGGAACAACAAGUAUUCGUACACCAGUAACUCGGACGACAACCUGCUGAAAAACAUUGAGCUGUUUGAUAAACUGGGGCUGCGCUUCAACGGGCGCGUUCUGUUUGUCAAGGACGUGCUCGGGGACGAGAUCUGCUGCUGGUCUUUCUAUGGUGAGGGCCGCAAGAUCGCCGAGGUGUGCUGCACGUCCAUUGUCUAUGCCACUGAGAAGAAACAGACCAAAGUGGAGUUUCCUGAAGCGCGCAUCUUUGAGGAGACCCUCAACAUCCUCAUCUAUGAGAAUGGGCGUGGUUCUGGCCCGGGAGGCGUGGCCCUUUUGGAGUCAUCAUCGCCGGGGGCCAGCCAAUCCGAGGAGGAGGGGGCCAGCGCAGGGGACCGAAGGGUGAGGAGGAUCCACGUGAGGAGGCACAUCAUGCACGACGAGCGAGGACACGGCCAACAGACUGUGUAUAAGGACUGAGAAAAAAUAAUUAACUGUGGGGGUAAGAGAGGAUGAAGAGAGGGAGAUAGCGGCAGGGUAAAGAUACAGGUUGUUUGGCGGCGGGGUGUUUGCAUGGAGAGGUUAGGGUUGAUGUUUAGUAGGGGGGGUGGGACAGGUUCUUAUAUAAGGAAGGAGGUGUGGGACUUCGGAGAUGCUCAUUACCAAGGACUGCUAUAUAUAUAUAUAUAUAUAUAUAUAUAUAUAUAUCUAUAUAUAUAUAUAUAGCAGUCCUUGGUAAUACUUUUUUUUGCAUGAUCGGAAAACAAAGGUGGGACUAUUACACUAAUCAACGUGCACACGUUGGGGAGAAGGGUAGAGAGAAUUGGACCACAGCAUAGGUCUGCAAAUACCUAAGGGCUAGUUGGGGCUUUCUCCCGACCAGGCUUGGGUGGUGGUAAUGUGACUGGAAGAUGGAGGUUCAACUAAGGUACUUUAACUCUGCACUAAAAGGGAAAUGGGAGGGUGGAGUGGGGUGGUGAUAGUAGGUUAGAGGAAACGUGACUGCUGAGCAUCUGCUGGAUGUUUAUUCCUUUUGAAUUGAUUACUGUUGUAUUUGUCUCUGUAUUUAUUCUUUAUUAUUUUAUGUUAAUUUUACCCUUUUUUAUAUAACUUUAAAUACAUUAUUUAUUAUUUAUUCUGUAUAGAUGUCGGUGGGGAUUGUGUGAGUGUUGAGGUGCUGAUCUGAUAUGAUGUCUUGACCAGUUUACGCACUGAUCGCUUUCUGAACCGACACUUGAUGCCAUGCUCAUCCAAUAUGUUGAGGCAAUGUCACGAAUGGCCAUGUCAUGUUUAACGGCCAUGUGAGUUCAUGUUGACACAUUGACGUGCUAAACCAUUUUUUAAUAUUUUUGUCCAUGAUUACCGUGCCUAAUUGAAACAGGAUUUCAUGUUGGGUCUGAUGUUGAAAUCAGGCUUUAUGUGGCUCUCUAAAAAUCAUUUUGAUUAAGUCUUUGUAUUCAAUUUGGUACAUACAGUGAGGGAAAAAAGUAUUUGAUCCCCUGCUGAUUUUGUACGUUUGCCCACUGACAAA
Molecule: messenger RNA, 2283 nt
Organism: Coregonus clupeaformis (lake whitefish)
Lineage: Eukaryota; Metazoa; Chordata; Actinopteri; Salmoniformes; Salmonidae
Product: BTB/POZ domain-containing adapter for CUL3-mediated RhoA degradation protein 1-like
Exons: 7
Coding region: 252-1232 (326 amino acids)
Biological process (GO): protein homooligomerization; proteasome-mediated ubiquitin-dependent protein catabolic process; protein ubiquitination
Cellular component (GO): Cul3-RING ubiquitin ligase complex
Molecular function (GO): protein binding; ubiquitin-protein transferase activity
Source: RefSeq, a predicted model, not a curated record